AUGACGUUUGUGUAUCCGGCACGGGUGAACCGACGAAAGAGCAGACCUGCGGCCUACAAGCCCGCAGCAGCCCUCGACUGGUCUGCGCUCCUGGGCAGACUUGAACUACCCACGGACCCAGAAGUGGAAGACCUCCCCACAGCACUCUUAAAUACCCAGGCAGCAAUGGGCCGCCGGUCCCAAAAUCCUCCACCAGAGACACCAUCAGGGUCCAGGGACAUAGGUACCAUGCUGCAACAACAACGGCCGCUGGCCAAAAUGGCGGGAGCACCGGAACAUGACACCAUGCAAGUACCAAAAGACCCUAUACAGCCUGACCUACCCCCAGAAAGGCCACAAACGCCCAUGGGGAUUCCAGAUGGGUCUGCCCCAGUCACCCAGCAUGACUUUCAACACCUAAUUGGGGAAAUCAAAAACCUCCUGGCAACCAGCAUAGCAGCAAUUAAAACAGAUGUGCAGGCUAUCACUGGCAGUCCACAGAGAAGGAUGUCUCUGGCAUCAAGCAGGGACUAG
This is a messenger RNA of Pelobates cultripes (western spadefoot toad), 513 nucleotides long. NCBI's taxonomy places the organism in Eukaryota, Metazoa, Chordata, Amphibia, Anura, Pelobatidae. The record is from the annotation of a GenBank genome assembly.